ACACAAUUGACAUCAGAUAUUGAACAGUUUUGUCAGUUUUCAGUGAUCUGUCCGAGCGAUGAGAUUACUCUAGCGUAUAGAUAAUCUCUUCGUAUUAGAAAUUCAUGAUAAUAUUAUAAGUUAAUGCGACUGCAACUAAUUGUUACAUAGAAACACCUUAAUCAAUAUUAAUAUAUAAGAUCCUGAAAAAAAUUGGGAUGGCAUUCCUAAUACUAUUAUUAAUCAGCAGGCUAAUAUUUUGCGACGCAUCAAGUCUUCAUACAGUGAACAACUUUUCGGUAAAGGAUUCCGACAUUAACAAACAUCAUAUACUGGAUGACAAAAUACCAGAACGCAAUGUCUCUAACAUCAUUAAUUAUCGUUUAUCAAAUAAUAUAAUACCGGAUCACUAUUUUAUCAACCUAUCUCUAACAAAUGUGAAAGAUUACAAAAUAAUUUCUAUCUCCGGGAUAAUCAGUAUCGAUUUCAGGAUCAUUCAUCCGACAAAAACUAUAAAUUUUCAUGCACAAAAACCUUAUAUAAAAAUUUAUAAAUACAUAUUUUUUCAACGACAUUAUUCACGCAACGAGUAUGUAAGGACUAAACUAGUGGAUAUAUCAUACAAUCCUUUGUCUCAUAUUUCCGUUCUAUAUUUUGCUAAAGAACUAUCACAAGGACAUUAUACUCUGAAAAUGGAGUUCGACUGUAAUGUAGAUGACGAGAUGGAAAGCUUCUUCCAAACAACGUACAUAGACAAUACAGAAAAAAAGUGGAUGGCCGCUACACGUUUUCAUAAAAUUGGUGCUCGACAAAUAUUUCCAUGUUGGGAUGAACCGGAAUUAACAGCUACCUUUCAGAUUGCAAUACAACAUCGUUCAAAACACAUGGUUUUAUCGAAUAUGCCAGUGAAUGAGACAAAAAUAAUUAAUGAUAAAAGAAUGUGGAGCAUCUUCAAAGUUACUCCAAUAAUCUCUACUCAUCUCGUGGCAUUUAUGGUGUUCAAUCCGAUUUAUAAACAUCCCCAAGAAGAAAUAUUGUCGCCAUUUUAUUUAAGAUUUGCACAAUAUAUUUCUUAUGAAAUUGCGUAUAAUGUGCAAUUUAUCUGGUAUAUAUUAACAGAUGUUAAAAAAAAUCAGCAUGUUGCAAUUCCAAACUUCCCAGACAAGGUUGUAGUGAACUGGGGGCUUAAUUUUUAUAGAUUAUCCGAUAUUAUCUAUGAAGAAGAAAAAGAUCCUGUAAUGCGUAAAAUAGAGGUAGCGCAUUUAUUGGCAUACAAAAUAAUGCAACAAAUGCUUUAUAAUCUGGUCAGCCCGUCCUCGUGGUCUUCUCUUUGGUUGAACGAUGGUAUUCCUAUGAUGCUUGGAAUUCAAAUUAUCAAUAAGAUUCUCCCCAAGUUGCAAAUAAUGGAUUUGUUUACAUUUCAAAAUCGAUACGAAUCUCUUCAUUUGGAUUGCGGUCUUUUGAAGCCUCUAACAUCGAAAAUUAUCGACACCUCUGAAACUAAUUCAAUUUUCUCAUAUCCCUAUUAUGCGAAAGCUUUUACAAUAUUAAACAUGAUGCGAAACAUACUUUCCAAUUAUAUUACUCGACAUGGUAUUAAAAAAUACUUUCGAAACUAUAAAUAUAAAACUGUAAGUCUCGACAAUUUCUGGUCAGCUAUGCAAAGUGUUUACAAUAAACAUCGGAAUCAUUCAUUCUACAAAUAUAUAAAUGUAGCACGAAUAAUGCAUUCUUGGACAACUCAAUCGCAGUAUCCUGUACUAAAAAUUAAACGAGAUCAUCAGGAUACCACAAAGAUCAUAAUAUCGUUAGAAAAUUUAAAUGAAUCGCAUCUGGAGACUGAUUGGUGGAUACCUGUAAGCAUUCGUACUACUGAGAAAUCAUGGGGUUCAUCUACGAUUGAUAAUGGCACUACAUUUCAGCAACUUUCCAGUAAACCGAUAAUAAUCAAAUUUCCAAUACAAGAUAACGAAAAAGAUAUUAUCAAAGAAUUACUCAACUUAUCGGUUAGAGGAUAUUUUCGUGUCAACUAUGAUAUUCCAAUAUGGCAUAGGAUUAUACAUUUUUUGGUUCCUAAAGAUUUAAGAAAUCCUCAUAAACGAAUAAAAUUGCCUGUCUUAAGUAAGGCAAACUUAAUCGAUGAUGCGUUCCACUCCAUGAUAGCAGGCCAACUCAAUUCCGAAAUAUUCUGGAAAAUGUCAAAAUUUCUAAAGGCAGAAGUAGAAUACAUAACAUGGUAUCCCAUGUUCAAAGCUUUUGAAUAUAUAUCAAGAAUUCUGCCACUUAAAUUUUACAAAGCCAACAAAAUAAAGAACGAUAUACAGAAUUUAUUCCUUGUAAUAACUACAAAGAACAUAAAUUUUAAAGAAUAUAGCAAAAAUGAUGAUCUUACUAAGUGUUUGAAGCAAGAAAUUGCAAAAUGGGCGUGUGUUUUUGAUUACAAGGAGUGUAAAAAGAGAGCCAAUAAUGAUUUGACAAGGCAUAUUAAGUCUCCUUCUAGGAACAGGAUUUUGCCGUGGUGGAAAACAUGGACAUUCUGUCACGGUAUGGGUCACGACUACGGUAUGUGGUCAAAUGUAUUACAUUUAUGGCUCGAAUCAUCUGAUGCAAAGGAAUCUAGUAGAAUUUUAGAAUUUUUGUGUUGCACUACAAAUGAAGCGGCAAUCAAAUUGAUGCUAAGAAAGGGAGACGAUCCAAAUCUUACUGAAAGACCUACCUUUUCAAGUUUACAAGUUAGAGACCAUAUUAAAGUGUUUUCUUUACUUAUUACAAAGCAUGCACAGAAUUAUAAAGUGCUUUACUAUAUAUUAUCUAAUUUUGAGAAGCUUAAACCUAGAGAGAUAAGUACAGUUGCAGCAUUAAUUAAUAUUAUUAAUAACGUCUAUAUAAAUAUACAACUUCGACAGAUAAAAACUUUGUGUUUAACAACCUGAAAGAACUAUAUCCGAAAGUUCAACAGAAAAUAAUAAUGCGUUGGGAUCAAAUUAAAACUCUAUACAAUGAUCUGAAACGUUUAUGAUAGAACAGAAUGACUAACUAAUACGAGACAAUAAAGAAUAACAACUGCCACAAUUGUACAUAUUAUGAAUAAGUAUUCAUAUCAUUAUUUUAGUCUUGAUUGGAUACAUUACUUU
Messenger RNA from Nylanderia fulva, 3113 nucleotides. The record is from RefSeq and is a predicted model, not a curated record. Lineage: Eukaryota; Metazoa; Arthropoda; Insecta; Hymenoptera; Formicidae.